Messenger RNA from Staurois parvus, 277 nucleotides. NCBI's taxonomy places the organism in Eukaryota, Metazoa, Chordata, Amphibia, Anura, Ranidae. The record is from the annotation of a GenBank genome assembly.
CAACUGCCGGUUCUCGGCAGUACUUUCCUCACGAUCUGACAGCGUGAGGAAAGUGCAGCCGAGAACCAGCACUUGCAUUUCCCUCUGAUCAGCGUGUCAUUGGACACCGCUGAUCAGGGCACUGAUCAUCAGUGCCCUGAUGAUCGGUGCCGAUCCCCGCUCUGACAACUGCCGGUUCUCGGCAGUACUUUCCUCACGAUCUGACAGCGUGAGGAAAGUGCAGCCGAGAACCGGCACUUGCAUUUCCCUGUGAUCAGCGUGUCAUUGGACACCGCUG